AGCGCGAGAGCUGGCUGGCUGGCUGCUAUUUGUUUGUUGUUUUACGUGGUUUCAGUUUUGCGCAACAACCGUGUCAAAGGUUUUUUUUUGCACACGAUGAGCGAACAACGGCGACGCGUUUUGGAUCUUUACAAGCGGCUGCAGUACAUGGGCCGCGAGUAUCCGGGUGGGCCGGAAAAGUUCCGCCAGCGGUGCUACAACGCGUUCAAGCGGCAGAGCACCGAAACCGAUCCGGAAAAGAUCGAGAAAGCGAUCGGGCUGGGCGAGUACGUGGUGAAGGAGAUAGAGGCACUGUACAGUCUGCGGAAGUAUCGAGCGAUGAAGCGACGAUAUUACGACGAGAAGUGAGGGCAGACGGUACACCAUACGCUUGGAGAUGGUGCCGCCGUCACCGCUGAUGUUGCUGCUGUUGAUAACAAAUUGAGAGAUUAUUGGUAUGACCUUAGAAUGCCAGGGUCCGAGGUUUGGGCGGCAGCAAUUUUUGCGAAGGUGGAAGCUUGACCGUAGUCCUUACAACAGGAGGCGAUGUAAAUAGUCGUUAGUGGGGUACAAUAACGCAACAAACGAGUUUACGAGAAAAGUUUAUGGUUCCCUUUUUUCUACCGCAGUAACUAACUCAGUUUUUGUAGAAAAUUUAGAAGCAAACUACAAAUAAAAACAACAAAAUGUAACUUUCCUAUCUAAA
Messenger RNA from Anopheles coluzzii, 685 nucleotides. RefSeq names its product electron transfer flavoprotein regulatory factor 1 (gene osi). Gene Ontology annotation, cellular component: mitochondrion. Lineage: Eukaryota; Metazoa; Arthropoda; Insecta; Diptera; Culicidae. The transcript is spliced from 2 exons. The record is from RefSeq and is a predicted model, not a curated record. Gene Ontology annotation, biological process: respiratory electron transport chain. The coding region runs from base 97 to 348 and encodes 83 amino acids.